AUGCCGCUGCGCCGGGUGUCGGAAGCGCCCGUGUAUCGCGCGGUCGAAGCCGCAGACGAUCUACAGACUUCCACGCCGGAGUCUUUUAGUGAAAUUCCUCCCGCACUUAUUCAGGAACUACCGAGCGUGUCGCUGCGCAUGCAGCCAGCGCCUUCAGACGUGUGCCCCGCUGAGGCGGCGACCGCGCCCGCUGUGCUGCAUGCCCGUGGUCGCCUGUGGCUGACGGAGAAAGACAUUACGUUUCUUCCCAACGAUUCGCAGGACAUGCAAGGAUUUGCGCUGUCUUACACGUCUGUGGCCCUGCACGCGGUCUCGCGCUCUGUACCUGAUGACAUGGCGCUUGAUGGUCUGUACCGCGAAGCGUGCCUGUACUGUCAGCUGGACGAUCACCCUGAGCAGGAUGCGGACUCAGAUGAAGAGGAAGAGGCCGUGAAGGAAAUGUGGCUGGCGACGCCUGACGCGGAUACGCGUACGUGGAAUGCACUGACGACAGUGGAUCAGCUCUUCGAGUCGCUCUCGUAUGGAGCGUCUCUAUACCCAUCAGUGGGAGCUUCGAGUGACUCGCAUCCUCUGGCUGGACUGGCUGCGCUGGACUCUAGUACCAUCGACGAGGACGAGGACGAAGACGAAGACGAGACGGAGGCCAACAAUGAAUCGGCACCAGGCAAGGUGAAGUCAGAGCACUCUCAAGAUAAUGGUGCCUAUUAUACCAAUACCCUCAUGUUUGCGAAUCUGCCGACCGAGUUUUUUGAGUCGGACGCGCUGGUGCAGCAGUUCCAUGAGCUGCUGCACGGCAUCGGCCCCCUCGUGUCGUGGGCGCCACAGCCGGCGUUUGGGCAAUGCCUCGUGGUCUUUGAAAGUGCUGACGACGCCAUGCGCGUCAAAAAGGUACUUGAUCGCGUGCUCCUUCCGUCUUCCGAGUGGGAUAGGACGCCUGCGCAACGCGCAACGGCUCAAGAGGCAGAGCAUGGCAUGGACGACACGCAUAUGCUUCGGGUGUACCUGCAUCAUACCACGCCACUUACGUACUUGCCAUCAGGUGAGUGUGUUGUGGCCCACUCGAUGGAAACUUCAGGCCCUUUUCUAGCACCGCCCGCACCUGAGCGAGAGUUUCUCAUCAGCCCGCCAGGCAGUCCACCGGUCGGAUGGGAGCCACGCGAGGAAGAUCGGCCCAAUACGGACACGCUCGCCGAGGACCUGAUCGAGGCGCUCACAAAGCUGGCGCGCGUAUCGGAGGAGGACGAGGUAUCCACAGCACCGGCGAUGCUCGUGCCGCCCGGCGCGAGGCCGAGCCCCUCCAGGCGUCUUCUGGAACCAUGA
Messenger RNA from Malassezia sympodialis ATCC 42132, 1320 nucleotides. RefSeq lists its product as uncharacterized. Bases 1 to 1320 code for a protein of 439 amino acids. The transcript is spliced from 3 exons. Gene Ontology annotation, molecular function: calcium-dependent protein serine/threonine phosphatase regulator activity; nucleic acid binding. Lineage: Eukaryota; Fungi; Basidiomycota; Malasseziomycetes; Malasseziales; Malasseziaceae. Gene Ontology annotation, biological process: calcium-mediated signaling. Gene Ontology annotation, cellular component: cytoplasm; nucleus. The record is from RefSeq and is a predicted model, not a curated record.